This is a messenger RNA of Anopheles darlingi, 1772 nucleotides long. RefSeq lists its product as uncharacterized. The record is from RefSeq and is a predicted model, not a curated record. The transcript is spliced from 10 exons. Bases 146 to 1741 code for a protein of 531 amino acids. Lineage: Eukaryota; Metazoa; Arthropoda; Insecta; Diptera; Culicidae.
GAGUUUCUCAGCUUUCAAAAAGGUCGUCAUCCGAGGUCCACGCCAUCCGAGGAUCCGGGAGUUGGCACCACGCACAACAACACGCAGCAUAAACACACGGCACACAGCACACGCAUUCCCCAGCAAGGCCAGCAAGAAACGAAGAAUGGAUAGCGUCUGGAUAAAUAUGCUGCUGCUGACCAUCACCAUCAGCUUCGUGCACACAAAUGGACAAUCACCGGUGAACGUGCAGCUGGAGGUGAAGAAGUACGUCGAGCGGGGCAGCGCGGUCGAACUGGACUGUGAAAACGAUGUCCUGCCCGAUAUCCUGUACAAGGUUACGUUCCUGAAGGAGGAUAGCAAGAUAUUCGAGUACAUCAAGGGCCGCAGCCCACCAUACCGCAACUACAGCAUACCGGGCGCAGAGAUAGACUGGAAGAAGGUCACCCCAUCGCGCCUGACGCUGAAGAACGUGGACUACGAGGCGUCCGGGUCGUACUACUGCGAGGUGUCCACCGAUACGCCCAUCUUUACCAAGGCGUCCAACGACGAGAUGCUCCACGUGAUGCUGCCCCAAAAGGGACCGCCAACGAUCGAGUUCGCCAAGAAGCAGCUGUACUAUGGCGACACGCUGAUCGCGAACUGCACCACCUCCCGGGCGCGCCCAUCACCCCACAUCACCUGGCUGAUUAAUGGCAAACAGGUGGAUGACGUCCACGUCCGGCCAUUACAUCACAGCUCGAAGAACAGCCACCGCUCGAAAUCCCAACAGAGCAUCGGCCAACAGCAACAGCAGCAACAGCAGUCGACCACGGUGCUCCACCACGGGAAGCUCGUCGGUUCCGGUGGCAGCUCGUCCGUCAGUGGCAGCCUCAAGGAGCUGAAGCAGCGCACCAAAGCGGUCGAAAACGAGUUCCAGGACAAGCUGACCAAGUCGACCAGCGCGAUGGGCCUCGGUGGCGCAGGUUCCUACGGUGGUGGUGGUGGUGGCGGUGGCGGAUUCGAGAUUCAGCCGAACGUGGGCUACAACUACGACGGUGGCUACAACUACGGCAUCAAGACGCACCAUCCGGGUAAGGACCGGAGCGGCAACACGAUCGGUCUGCUGAACGGUGUCUUCGGUGGACCGACGUUCGGUAGCUACGGUGGGAUGGCCGGGCUCGGUUCGCUCGGUACCGGGCCCGGGCUCGGUUUUUCGCCCGAUCUGCUCACGCUCGAGCAGAUGGACAAGCGAACCUGGAACCAGCACAGCCCCUUCCAGCAGUACACCUACGACAAUAAGCAGCUACAGCAGCAACAGCAGCAGAGGCAGCAGCAGCAGCAGCAGCAACACUACGGCAACGGUUACCGGAAGCAUCGCAACUCGUACGAGCACAAGUACCGGCGGCACGUCAACGAGGGGGAGUCGCGCAAAAGCCACCGAAUCACGGCGAGCUACAGCCAGCUGUCGAUCCGCAUCACGGAGGCCCUGACGAACAACCUGGGCCGGAUAGAGAUUACCUGCCUGGCGACGAUCCCGGCCCACGUAGAGCCGGGCGAGCAGUACGCCGACUACAAAACGUCGCUGAUCAAACUGGACAUUGAACAGAACGAUCAAACCUCGCCGCAACCAUCGAUGAGCGGUAUGGCCGCGUUCGGGAACUCCGGUGCCGGUGCGCAGACCACCUUCCAUGCGGUCCCGGAUCGGAGCCGGAUCAUCGCGGUCGCCCUGCUGACCCUGUGUGCCGUCGUCUACCAGCGCAUCCAGCUGCGGAUGGUGUAAAUCAGCCCGCGCAAGCCCUCCCCCCGGGAAA